AUGCGCUCUGUUUGAUGGAAGUUAGGCGAUGACAUAAUGCAACCCUUUUGCAAGAUCAGAUUCUUUUGGUCUUCGUUCCCGAGCCUUUUCAGGUCGCUCGGGCUUUCAGGUCUAAUUUCUUUCCUUAAAUAUCUUACUUCUUGCCUCUGUUGCUCCCGGUCUGUAGCAGUUAACAUGGCUAAUCCCAAAAACGGUAGCGUCCUCUCUAGGAAGCGGGGCCAUAACACUGUCUCUUCCCCGACCAGCCAUAAUUUAACGCAAGAUGGGCGCAAAAGACGGAAGACACACAAGCCCAGCAGCAGCGGGGUUCCUGUUGCUCCCGAUCUAUGCAAGAAGUCGCUGCGAAAUGCCUCUAGUGAUACCCGAGACGACUCAUCCAUUGAGAAGGUUCUCGUCUCUGAGGAUGGCAUAGCAACGAAAUCGUCCGGCCCAGUGUCUAGUUCUGAUAGUCUUUCAAUCGAAACUAGAAGCCGCCGAGGAGAGAAUCAGGAACAGGCCGUUUUACGCCUAGAAAAGAUGCAAGGUGCUGUGCGAACUUUGUUAGAGUGCAUCGGCGAGGAUCCCAGUCGUAAAGGCCUGCUGGAUACGCCUUCACGUUAUGCCAAGGCGUUGCUGUUCCUAACCCAGGGCUACAAUGUCAAUGUGGAAGAUAUUGUGAAUAACGCGCUAUUCCAUGAGAGUCAUAACGAGAUGGUCAUUGUCAAAGAUGUUGACAUAUCUAGCCUUUGCGAGCACCACCUUGUGCCAUUUACAGGAAAGAUGCACAUUGGUUACAUCCCCUCCAAUACCGUUAUCGGCCUUUCGAAGCUUGCUCGAAUCGCCGAGGUAUUCUCUCGUCGCUUACAGAUCCAGGAGCGCCUUACCAAGGAGGUUGCUCAUGCCGUUAUGGAUAUCGUGAAGCCUCAGGGUGUUGCCGUUAUUAUGGAGUCUAGCCACCUAUGCAUGGUGAUGCGUGGCGUUAAGAAAACGAAUACGACAACCUUGACAAGCUGCAUGCUGGGUUGCUUUGAGCGCAAGAGUGAGAAGCGAAAGGAGUUCAUGCAUUUCGUUGUAGGAUGAACAGAUAUCGGACUUACCGGCUAUAAUGCGGAUAUGAGGGACAUCGGGGUUAUACGCAUAACACAAAACGAGCAGUAAAAGACGUUUUCUUGUAUCCUAACUCUGUCAUGGCGGUACACGAGAUAAACCUAUCUCGAUCGAUUGAGAAAGGCUUUCUGAAAUUAAUCUUUCUAAAGAAUAAUUGUGCUUCAUUCGAGUAGGUCUUUUUUAGAUGAUACUGGUCAAGAAUAAAUAUGUUCAGGGUAAGAUACAGACUAGCCCGAAUUCUGUAUCCCUGCCUGGCGCAUUUGGU
This is a messenger RNA of Trichoderma atroviride IMI 206040, 1351 nucleotides long. RefSeq lists its product as uncharacterized. NCBI's taxonomy places the organism in Eukaryota, Fungi, Ascomycota, Sordariomycetes, Hypocreales, Hypocreaceae. Gene Ontology annotation, cellular component: cytoplasm. Gene Ontology annotation, molecular function: GTP binding; GTP cyclohydrolase I activity; zinc ion binding. Gene Ontology annotation, biological process: tetrahydrofolate biosynthetic process; tetrahydrobiopterin biosynthetic process. The record is from RefSeq and is a predicted model, not a curated record.